CCUGCAUGCAGUACAGGUGAAGGCUAAUGGGUUAAACAUACAUCUCACUUCAUGCAUUGAGAUUUAGCAGCUAAACAAGGUUUUGAGAUUAUCCUCCAGUUAAAUCAGAUCUUUGAGCUGAAAGGUUUGACACAACUGUUUCAGAUCUUUAAAUAAUGACUAUAACUACUACGAUUAUAGCAACUAACGAUCAUAUUCAUCCUCAAUUAAUCUACCUACUAUUUUCUUGAUUAAUCGUUCGGUCUAUAAAAUGUCAGACAAUAUGGGAAAAGGCCCAUCACAAUACUCUGGGUACUCAAGGUAACAUCUUGUAAUGUCUUGCUUUGUUCGACCAAAAGUUCAAAACCAGUUCAGUAGUCAGAAUUACAAUUAUAUAAAGUAAUAAAGCUAGGCCUCACAAAUCAUACACUGGAAUAGGUUUUUGCUUGAAAAAUGACUCGAAAGGUUAUAAAAUAGUUGCAGGUUAUUUUUGUGUUGAUUGGUUAACUGGUUAGCCUAAUUGUUACAGCUUUAAUAUCUCUAGGUAUUAUUAAGACAGGAUGAAAUAAAAUAGAUUCUUCUCCAGUAAUUAUUGUUAGUUUAAACCAAUCUUUACACUGGGAUCCUCAAUGAACUUUUAUUGUGCUCUCUGAGGUGUUCCAGCCUAGACAGGUCAACCAAUGUGUGUCAGCGUCUGUGUUUUAAUUACUAUCCUCCUUCAUCCUUUGGAGGGUUGUUAAACAGUAUAUCAUCCGCUGUAACAAUGUAGCUAGAUCAUACACACGAAACACACUAAGACGCACAACUGAAGGGUUAAAAAUAGGCAUACAGUUGUACGAUUAGGUCACUAUACAGUAAACCACAGACACAAUAGGCUGCAUCCCAGUAGGAUUGACACCGGGGAAACGCAGUGUUUUUCCCCUUCGGGCGGUUUUGGCAUUUCCAUUCAGCUUCUCGUUUCUUUAAUUACUUCCGAAAAGCACGAGCUGACGUUACAGUAACGUGCUCGCAUCGUGACGGGAGCUCAUAUGUUGGCGCUGCACUGUAUGUGCCGCCACCACUCUCCUUUCUCUGGCAGCCACACCCUCCCAUCUCCAUCUCGCACGCGUGCAGCUGUGCGGGACUGACUGUGCGUGAGUCUCCCUGUCGGGCACCCGCAGCAUCAGCAACACAAAAGGGUCGGAGCUGCCGGAGCUGGGCUUUUCCUCAGCGCUGAUCAGAAGGAGGAAUCGCGUUCAAAAAAAGCAACAGCGGUGGACAGCGGCGACGCUCAUCUGGGUAAAACGAGCUUUGUGCAAAAGGGCAGAUCGAUGUUCCCUAAGGUUUUACUGCAGUGGUGCGCAGCCAUCUCGAGCUGUGCAGCUGAAAUAGAGAGAAAGCGUCAGGGCAAAUUCCAGCCCUUCAGACGACUCUUUGGGAAGAAGAAGAAGAGGGAGGUGAAAGGGGGCCUUGAUGGAGCAGAGCUAAAGGCGAGUCUUUCUACUGGGGAAGUGUGCAAUGGAGUUGUAUCUGACGAUGAGGAGUCCAAUCAAAAUCUGAGGGAGUUGAAUCCCAUCGGAUCACGAGCCCUCUCACACGACAGCAUCUUUAUCCCAGAGGAUCCGGCGCCCGAGCCCGUUCUAGAUCACAGCAUGUCCCAGGAAAACGUCUCGGAUAAAGUUCGGAAUCUGCAGAAGCAGAUAGCACAAGGUAUAAAGUUUGGCCAGAGGCCUCCUUCUCUGAGGAAAAGUGAAGGAGAUGAGGGAAGUUCAGAUGAGGAAGAGGUUCCCCGGAGUCCUCUGAAGGUUCUGGCCCAGGUAGAAGUCGAGCCAGCAAGCACAGAGCCAAAGCAGGUCCAGGGGGCUCAACAAGCCGGACCACACAGCACCACCCCAGUGAAGUCACCGAGGUCCAGACGAGUUCUUCCGCCCACUGGUACUAUCGAGUCCAUCAAUCUGGAUUCUGUUCCACAGUCUGUUCCUCGCUUAGACAACACCGCUGCCAAGCAUAAACUGUCAGUCAAACCUAAAAACCAGAGGAUUUCCCGCAAACACCGGCGGUUUACACAGGAUCUCCAAGAGGUAUCUAUUCCUGGUGUGGUGCAAGAGGACCUCGAGGCGGCAGGUGUCUCCACAGACGACCAGCGCAGAGCAUCUGUCGAGUCCCAAGAGAGCUUCAAGAAACAGAGACUCCAUGAGGAGGAGAGACAGGGGACGAGGAAGAUGAGGGGGCUGGAGGAACAGAGGCUCAAGCAGCAGGAGGAGGAGGAGAAGAGGAAGAGAGCAGCAGAGGAGCUGAGGCUGCGUGAACUAGAGGAGGAGAGGUGUCGUAAACAGCAGGAGGAGGAAGAACAAAGGCUUAGAGAAGAGGCUGAGAGAAGGAGGAGGGAGGAAGAGGAGAGAGUGAUCAGAGUGGAAGAGGAAAGGAGGCGGCGAGAGGAGGAAGAGCGGAUGCGGAGGGAGAUGGAGGAGGAAAGGAGGAUACAAGAGGAACGGGAGCGCCGACAGCGGGAGGAGGAGGAGGAGGAGAGGAGACGACUGGAGGAGCAGAGGAGGAAAGAGGAGGAGGAAGCGAGGAGGCAGCAGGAGCUUGAGGCCAAGAAGAAGAGAAAGCUAAGAAAGGAGGAAGAGGAAAGAAAGAAAAAGGAAAAAAUGGAGAAGCUGAGGUUGCAGGAGAUUGAAGAAAAGAAAGAAAUAGAAUCAGAGAGGAUGAGGAAGGAAGAGGAGGAGCAGAGGAGGGCCGAGGAGCUGCGCUGGAGGGAGAUGGAGGAGAGACAGAGGCCUUUCUCUUUCAAAGUUUCCUCUGUAGAAAAACAGAUUUUGUUCCAGAAGGUCAACCUGACGCCUGUUACGCCGGCCUCCAGCCACCAGAGCGGUGCUGUAGCUGAGCAAAGAGACAGCGCAAAGUCUUCCUCCUCUGAAGGACCAGAAUCCCCCAACCUGCCAACGUCUCCAUAUGUCCCCCACACAGCCAUCUUAGUGACGGGCGCACAGCUCUGUGGGACAGCCGUCAAUUUAGACCAGAUCAAAGACACCGCCUGCAAGUCUCUGCUGGGUUUGGGAGAGGAUAGAAAGGCCCAGGGAACACCGCCGACCAAGAGCAAGACUUCACCGGACCGCAAGUCUGGCAAAACCAAAUCCCUCAACGAGUCCUCGCUCUCUCCAGACCAGUGCGUCCUGGCAGAGUGGGCGAGCAUCAGAUCAAAGAUAUUCAAGGGGGUAGAGGAGGGGAAAUACGACGAGUACCCAGAGCCAAGCAAGAACCAGCCUCAGCCCAGCAGUGAAGACCCGCCUGCGUUCUCCCACACGAACCUCAGGAAGACCAUGUCUGCUAGCGCCAAGUUCUCCAUCACCCCUGCGAAGAAGAAGUUUGGAGAUUCAAACAGAAACUCUGAGGUGUUCAGUGCAGAUGACAAGGAAGCGGGAGAGGAAACCACUCCGUCAGACAGCCCCACCGCAACCUCCCCAGCUCCAACCACUAAACCUCAGAACAGAACGAGUAAAACUGUCCGGAUCGUAGAAAGAGGGUCAGAGGAAUGUAUGUUUGCCAAAGACCUCCCCUCUUUCCUGGUUCCCAGCCCUGGAGGCAGACCUGAGGGGGCAGAGAUGAAGUGCAGGGCUCAGAGUGAUACGGGGGUGAUUGAAAGUAGAGAUGAGGAGGGAGAGGAGCGAGGCCAGGACGGUGACAAUGACAAUCCCUCGCCUUUUGGCAUAAAGCUGAGGAGGACCAACUUCUCCCUCCGCUUUCACAGCGAACAGUCCACUGAGAAAAGGAAGAAGCGAUACAGUGCUGGGGACAGCUUUGACGGCGUCCCUUCACCUCUCACCCCCAUUGAGCCCGACUCUGAUGCUUCCUCUGUCUUUUCUGACAAAUCCACAAGCCCAUCAUCGCCUCAGACAGAAGGCGCGGCCGGCAAGUACUUACAUGCAUCUGCCUCCCCCGCCGUCCCUCGGGCUAAACCGGGUAAGUCUACCAGCCCGACAGCACACAGCGAAAGUGAGAAAGUGCUUUCCAAGCCCCCGCUCUACCGAAGACCAACCACAUCACCCAAACCUAGUGGAGCAGUUCCCACACCUCCCCCAUCGCCGCUACCUAAAGAGGUCCACGGGCCUCCCAGCGAUGCCGUGAUCCAGAGGACGGGGGCCGCAGAGUCAUCCAGCCAGGAGCAGAAGAACAGGAGUGAGGAACAUUCAGCGGUGGCCCAGUUACACCGGAGCAGCCAGGUGCAAGAAGAGGAGCCGAAGGAGAAGAGAUCCUUCUUCCCCUCCAUCAACAUCCCCUGGAGAGAGAAGACGGACAGGAAGACGGAGCUCAUCAAGAAAGAAAAACCAUCGCUACAGAGCAGGCACUCACUGGACAGUGCGAAGGUCCAGGAGAAGGAGACUGGGCCCUUGUGGAUCACGCUGGCUCUGCAGAAGCAGAAAGGCUUCAGGGAGCAGCAGCAGAGCAGAGACGACCGCCGCAGCCACAGAGAGGCCAAACUGGCUGAGAAACAAUCUAAAGAUAGAGACAGUGUUACGCUGGUGAGCCCCACGGAGAGCAGGGGAAGCGGCAGCACCAGUCCUUCUUCUAAACCUCAGACACCGGAGGAGCCCAAGAGACCCGACAGCCUCCUGGGACGGUUUGAGCGUCGAGAACACCUGAAAAAAGCCAACACUUUACCUAGCUCUGUCACUGUUGAGAUUGCAGACUCUACACCGUCGCCACCUGCUGUCAAGGAGGUGUCAAAGCGCUUCCCCUCCAGUGACUCUCCGCAGGUGUCCACAGAGCCGGCGUGGCUGGCCCUGGCCAAGCGAAAGGCCAAAGCCUGGAGCGACUGUCCUCAGAUCAUCAAAUAACUUCACGCUGGGCUCUGGCCUGCAUUGAGACUGCACACUGCCCACGGACUCUGAAGCACCUUGAGAGUCACCAUCACCUGUUCCUUCCCUCCCAAAGACUCACCACGAAAACCCUCCUGAACUGUGAAACAAGUAAAGCCCUCCAUCACCUCGUAACCCCCCCCCCACACACACAAACACACACUGGCUGGUACUAUUAUCAUGUUAAAGUGCGCUUCACAUUCAAAUAUUCCAAUACAAUCGCACAGAUAUAUGUAAACAAUUGUUGCGC
This is a messenger RNA of Cottoperca gobio, 5067 nucleotides long. RefSeq names its product capping protein inhibiting regulator of actin dynamics (gene cracd). NCBI's taxonomy places the organism in Eukaryota, Metazoa, Chordata, Actinopteri, Perciformes, Bovichtidae. Gene Ontology annotation, biological process: negative regulation of barbed-end actin filament capping; maintenance of gastrointestinal epithelium. Bases 1290 to 4796 code for a protein of 1168 amino acids. The transcript is spliced from 10 exons. The record is from RefSeq and is a predicted model, not a curated record.